This is a messenger RNA of Crotalus tigris (Tiger rattlesnake), 1230 nucleotides long. Its product is annotated as C-factor-like. The transcript has 7 exons. Bases 310 to 1074 code for a protein of 254 amino acids. The record is from RefSeq and is a predicted model, not a curated record. NCBI's taxonomy places the organism in Eukaryota, Metazoa, Chordata, Lepidosauria, Squamata, Viperidae.
AGUCAGUGGGGAAAGUACAGCUUUGUCCUUACAGCUGCUGAGAUGAUUUUCCCCCAGGUAUGAAAGGCAUAAUUCUAAAUGAGAUGGUGCCAGAGAAAGAAGGACGUGGAAAGUGCUAUGUAAUACUGCUAAAUCUGCUUUGGGGGUGAGCAUCAGUCAUAGAUUGCAACGAACAGGAGAAGUCUUUCUCUCCCCUGGUCUAAAUUGUCCAGGGAACUAUUUCUUGGGACUAUUCCACUUGCUUCAGAUGCAGAUGUCAUCACCUAUCCAAGGGGGAACAGGGUUGAAGAGCAAAAGUCAAGGGCCAAGAUGUUUCAAGUAGCUCGGAAUAUCCUGGUGACUGGCACCAACCGGGGAAUUGGAUUUGGACUGGUGAAAGAGCUGGUGAAAAUAAACCCUCCUCAAGGCCACAUUUUCGCAACUUGUAAGAACCCUACUGGAUCUGAAUCAAAGGCUUUGCAGAGUUUUGCCAGUCAGCAUGACAACACUCACGUGCUUCAGUUAGAUACGACAGACCUUCCCAGCAUAAAGCGGGCUGCCUUAGCAGUACAAUCCCAGCUGAAAGGACGAGGGCUCAAUCUGCUCAUCAACAAUGCGGGCCGAAAUUCCCAAGCCCUUUUUCUGGAAGACGUGGAUCAGGAAGAUAUGCUAAUGUCCUACAAGACCAACGCAGUGGGACCCCUCCUGGUUGUCAAAGAGUUCCUGCCUCUUCUGAAGAAGGCUGCCAAGGAGACCGUGGGAGACAACAAGGCAGUUGUCGUCAACGUAUCUUCUAUAAUUAGCUCCAUUGGGCAGGGUUUUAAGACCGCAACAAAAAUUCCUCCAGAGUACCAAUAUCGUGUCAGCAAGACAGCGCUGAACAUGGUCAAUGCCUGCCUUGCAGAGGAACUGAAAAAAGAUGGAAUUGCGUGUGUUCUGCUCCAUCCUGGAUGGGUGAAAACUGACAUGGGAUCAGAACUGGCUCCUAUGACAGUGGAGACCAGUACUAAGGGUUUGGUGAAGGUCAUUUCUGGUUUAGAUUCGUCAUCAUCUGGCACUUUUCUGGAUUGGCAGGGGAAAAAAAUAAUCUGGUGAACAGAUUAUUGAGCUUCUCUGGGGGGGACGGGAGUGGAAAGCAUCAGACCUUUGUGAACUGAAAGGAGAAAUCUUCCCUGUGGUUUCUUCUGCAGGAGGAACCUGUCCCUAAACACAGUAGGACUGCCUCGCUGUUGUUUAUUAUCAAUAAAUGCA